AUUAAAGGGUCUCAUUGUCUCUAUAUUUCGUUAUCUUAUCUUUUUGAGAUAGAGAGUAGCUACAGCAGUAGAAAGCCAUGCUUGCUUCCUCCUACACAGUUCAGUAUUAGUUUUAUUGUGAGAGUGGAGUGAGCCAUGGUUUUUUCGUGCAAGUUUUCCUUGAUGGCGCCUCAUAUGGUUUGCUGCCUUUUGGCAACCAUUUUCCUCACUACCGCCCCCGUUUCAAGCCUGGAAAUCGCUAUGACAGCUGUUGCCGCCCCCGGAGAGAUCACAACAGUAGAUCAGUCGAACUCCACUUCACGUAUGUUUUCUUUAUCUGAUAACAUCAAAAGGAUAACUAGGAGCGCCAAAGAGCUCUAUGGAUUGGCAUAUAAUGCCAUCAGUUCGACAGUAGGUGUAUCCAACAAAGUUUUGGGUUUGAAGUGCGAGAAAGCGAGUGACUGCAGUUCUGUUGAAUUCUCACUGUGUGCUGAUGGAAUGUGCUCCUGUGAUGCUAAUCAUACUAUUUCAAACGUACAAACCGACAAAUGUCUGAAGGGAGUCAACCUUGGUGAAGACUGUCAAGAAGAUGUACAGUGCCAAAAGUAUGAAGUGGGCUCCGUCUGCAUGGCAUUCAAGUGCGUCUGCUCAGUCAAUUACAGUGAGAAGGAGGGAAAAUGCGUUCCAAACCCAAAGAUUGGAUCUUCAUGUGUAGGGAAUGUGGAUUGCCAUCAUAUACCUUUUGUGGAAUGUAUAGAUAAUGUGUGUGCCUGCCCUGAUGCAAUGUUACCAGGCAAACACGCCAAUGUUUGUCUUACAGUGGCUAGUCCCGACGGCAGAGCACCGUGUGAAGAAGACAUCCAAUGUUCAGCCCAGUAUGGAGACAAGAGCCGGUGUAUUCUUGGCUUUUGUGAAUGCGAUCAUUCCUAUCAUGCAGCCAAUGGAAAAUGCAUACCUGAUCUCAAAUUGGGUGCGGAGUGCAGUAGGCGUUCUGACUGUGUGGUGUCUCGUCACACUGAAGAAGGUAAUAUCCGAGAUUGCUUCAAUAACACUUGCACUUGUGCCACUGGCUACAAAUCAGCCAACGAAGAAGAUCACUGUGUUGAAGCUGGCAAUGGCUACCAACUCCACGCUUCUCUGGCUUGGCUCACCUGCGUCUUUGUUGUUCCAUAUCUAUUCUAAUCCUCGACUAUCGCAAGAUUGUCGUUUUAACCGAGCCAAUGCUAGAUUAAGGCUGAAUACUGGUUAUGUAUUCUGAGAUUAUCUAUUGUGAAAUUAUCUAUUUUAAAUCUUCUAUUGUGAAAUUACAACUUCGAAUCGAAAGUAUUACUGACGAUAAUCUGUUACCGGUCAACUGUACACAUAAUAAUAAUUAUGUGAUAAGUACUCAUACAAUAAUUACGGUAUAGUAAUAAAUUAUUCAUAGGAAGAAUGUCAUUAAUAAAAACAAUAUAAACAUCUUGAAGUACCCUUUAUUUUUUAAAAACUUUGAAAUAGUUCAACUAAAAUAAAGGGUAUUACAAGAUUUUCUUACUCUUUUUAUUAAUUUGUUAAAAAGUAGCCCUUGUGAGUGAAGUGUUUUUAUGAAGAAUGUCAUGUAUUUAUCAAGUCUACGCACAAAUAUUUGACAUACACCUGAAGUUUAGAUAAUUCCCAUUCAUUGAAUAUUAUCAUAGAGAAACAAUAGCGUAAGUAGAUAUCCCAUUGUAUAUGACGUUUAUGUCGCAACUUUCUCUGUUAUCUCAAGCCGAUAGUCGACGUAGUUCUUUCCCGUGAAGCUGUGUGACGCUACUAGUCUCUCAUACUGUGCCGUGCAUACACUCUCACCCCAACUAAAACAGUAAAAAUCGACAAUAAUCAACAGUAAUCGGCUUGAGAUAACAGUGGAAGUUGCAACAUAAACGCCCUAUACCAUGGGAUAUCUACUUACACUAUUGUUUCUCUAUGAUAUUAUUUUAAUGCUUUCAUUAUAGUAUCUGUAUCUGUAGCUUCUAAUCUGUUUUGUAGCUCUUAUAUCUCUUAAACUGGUCACUAUACUAUAGCAGUAUUUUACAAAAAAAAUUACUGUAGCUUUGAAUUUUUGUUCUUCAAGUGACAAGAUUUGUCACUUCCAAUGUGUAUAAAUGUAUUCAGUUUACAUUGAAUACAGUAUACUGUUAGAGAAUGUUGAAACAAAAAGUGACCUGAUAAUUAAUAGAUUUGUAUAGAUUAUUCCAAUACCAAAUUAUAUAUUAUAAAUGAGAUUCAGCAGAUUCAACAUUUAUUGUAUCAAAUCAAGUCCAUAUUAAUUAUUACUUAUAAUUUAAUGCACAUGAUACAUAGUCGAUAAAAAACGUUGACAUUUUUAUUCUAUCAUACAAAUUAAUGCUUUCGAUUCAAAGUUGUAAUUCUUUUUGCAUGUAGAAUUCAGUGAUAAAAUUUCUGCGCAUUAUGAAAAAGUACUGAUUAUCACUAGGGGUAUUAGGUGAUAGGUAAUUAUGCUAAGCAUUAUUUUAGGAAUGAUUUGUGCUUUUCUAGCUUUUUAAUGGAAUUGUUUCAUACUCUUAAAUCAAAAGUAAAAUUUUAUUACUAUAGUCAUUCCCUUAUGAUUUGUUUAAUAAGGUGUAGACCCAAAUCUACGAUAAUUCCAAUUGCAUUAUAUGUUUAUUUACAAAAUGCAUGACAGGUUUUCAACUCAUGAAGUAAUGUGUUGCAGUAGCCUAAUUAUUUUAACUUAUUGAAGUUUAAAUAAUAAUUAAUUUUCAAUAAUAGUUAAAUUUAUUGUUAAUAUUUAAUUUAAUUGUUUUAAUAGUUAAAUUGUUGAUUCCAAUUGCAAACAGAAUAGAGUAGUAGAAAAGAUUGAAAUUAUUUAUCAUUAUUUGUACAUUAUUUACUCGCUAGAGUACACAAAUAUCAAUUCAUAGAUUUCAAAUCAGAGUGUAUAACUGUAGACAAUUUUGUAUGUAUUUUUUCGAUGUAUUUACACAUUUAUUUGUAAACUUAAAUGUGAACUUUCCGAGGCUCUCCCUCAUAAUUUCUUUUGCUAAAAUACUGUUAUGUAUUCUCAUCAACUGAUCUUAACAGUUACCAUGAAUUUCACUGAUAGUUUCCAAUGAUCAAAUAUUUUAUUCUUUUUAAAUUAAUCUGUUCAUCGUAUAAGGUGAAGCCUGAAAUUGCUCAACAACAUUUAUUAUUAAUUACAUUUUUUUUAAUAAGUUGUCUUCAGUUGAGUUUCAUCGAAUUGAUGAUGAAUUUUGAAUUUCGCAAUUCAUUUUUGAUGAAUUUUUUAAUUCGCAAAUAUCUCAUCAAAUUAUGAUUUUGUUAGAGAAUAUUAUAGUUCAAGAAAUUCUCAUCAAAGAUCAAAUAAUUUUCAUUUCUAGUCUUACAGUAUAAACAGUAUUAAUAUAAAAUCUUGAACAAAUCCCUUUCAUGCUUUAUUCCAAACUUUGUAAAUUUGGUGCCUGUUGCACAAAAGCCACGAGAACCAACGAGAAAUAAAUAUAAACCCACGAGAACCAAUAGAGAAGCCGUCUUAUCAAAAAGGCCUUCACUGAUUGGUUCUCGUGAAAUUAAUCACAGUUAAAAUUUAACCGGCUUUGAUGCAACUGGGCCUGAGUCUAGUAAAUUGAUGUUGAAUGUUUGUUUGAAAAUGGCAGAGGAUAUUAUUAAUGUUGUUACAGGUUUCUACACUAAUAGAAAACUUGAGGUGAUUUAUACUGAUUAGAUUUAUUACAACAUUAUAACACACGGAGGUAAACUAGAAACAAAUAUAGACAGAUUGGGGAUGCAGUGGUGUGUUUCUGGUCUUGUUGAUGCCCAAUAUUUCACACAACCGAGAAAACACUGCAGAUUCUAAGUUUCUCCCUUGGUCUGAAUGUAACUCCAAUGGAAUACCAAAACAACUAGACAACUCCUUCACUAAUACAUCAGCUAUAGUAACCGCCUCCUGAUUUGGCAGGGCAUAGGCUUCUACCUACUUGCUGAAGUAAUCCAUUACUCGAUUAUUAUUAUUGAUUAUUGGGGUUAAGAUUAGGGGCCAUGUGGAACUUGGGCACAGUGUGUGAUGAAUGAAUGGUUAGUAUUGAUGGGUACGUGAGGUAGUGGUUUUGGAUUCAUGAAGUCGGGGGCUUGGGAGGCAACGGUGGGGGUGAAACUGGAAAUGAUAAAGAGGAAACUAACGAGAAUUGGGCCUGCAAGACAAGUGGCGGGUCUAGGGUUGUUCUGAUAUAGGCUAGUGAAUCUUCCGAUAUCGAUAUCGAACUCCAAUAUCGAUACAGCGAUAAUAUCGAAACAAUAUAUCGAUAUCGUCGCAGCGUCUGAGUUGUUUACAUCAAGUUGGCCAGCAGUUAACAGUAUACAGUACUUUCUGUUUUGUGAUGUGUGAUGUAUAGUGAAAUGUGAAAUAAACAUUUUUAAAAAGAACAGAACUGCGGAGAGUAUCUGAUUCAAGAACUGUUAUGCAAGAAAGUAUUAUUAUCUUUAGCUUAUUUUAAUUGAACAACAAACACAAAAAUCAUGAAUAAUUUUAAACAAAAAUAUGAACAUUUAAGUGGUGCUCAGAAGAGGAAGAUAAAAGCCCAACAGAAAUCAAAGAUUCAAAGCUUAUAAAAAUAAACACUUUUUUACACCUAGUAGUAGUGUACAAUCAACUUCUACAGAUCAACAAUAUCCAAAUGAACAAGAAAGUUACAAAAUUGACAGUGGAGGAAAAGACAAUAGACCUAGUGUUGAAAGUUUGGUCAAAGAGAAUUCACUACAAAAGGUUGAGGACGUGAACACAGCUACAGAUAUCUUGAGUAAUCAAAAACCUAAUGUUACUCAUCCUAUCAUCCAAAAUAUCAGUAAUGAUGUUGCCGAGAAAAUUAAUCAUGCAUUAUUAAUAAACGUGGUUGAUGAAUAUCCUACAGAUUAUGCAAGCUUUCCUUUGGUUUUAGAUGAUGAAACAAAAAUGAUUAUCAUUAGAAACGGCCCUUGUAAACCUCGCGGUCCUUUCCGUAGAGAUCCAGAACAAAAAAAACAGAUCUUUUUCAGAAAACUAUUAUUUUAAAACCACAAAAAUUGGGUUGAAAAUAUCACGGCAAUGGCUUUGUUAUUCAUCCAAAAGGAUAUUCUCCACAGGAUAUUCAUUUUGUCACAGUAAUAGGGGAAUGCCUACAGGGGAAGCAUUCAUCUAUAUGAACUCGGAGAGCUCAGCAUUUAUGGCGGUGCAACAGAAGAAUGAAAUGCUCAUGUUAAUUGGCACGAGGACUCGCUUGAUAAAAGUCAUACAGUGCAAAAUGUCCAAUGUUCUAGCCAGGGAUCAAUGGGCGCCCAAGGCAGCUGUUUUACAGGUUGCUAGAACACAGAGUCCUCCAACCAGUCCUCAACAUGAAAAAUGAAGAUUGUGUAAACGGAGGCAGUUCUUGAUAGAGCCAGAUAUGUACGCUUGCUGCUUCUCACAAAUUGACCAGCUCAGAAUACGCUGAGCGAGAUUCUUUGCGAUCAUGUGAACUUCUAUGUAUCUGUGGCCAAUGUUUUGAAGGUAUUUACGCACUGCUUUGAUAGCCUCUACUUCAUCCGCGAAUAACACAAGUGCGUUCCAUGUGUAUGAACCGUCCGGCCUCUUCACGAUCAGCACCCCGUCUUUGCCAUUCAUCACCUUCACACUGUUUCCAAAA
This is a messenger RNA of Nilaparvata lugens (brown planthopper), 5615 nucleotides long. Its product is annotated as tenascin. NCBI's taxonomy places the organism in Eukaryota, Metazoa, Arthropoda, Insecta, Hemiptera, Delphacidae. Bases 136 to 1161 code for a protein of 341 amino acids. The record is from RefSeq and is a predicted model, not a curated record. The transcript has 8 exons.